GAGGAGAGGCAUCGCGCCGGAGAGCUGGGGCGAGGAGCUCCCUUCUUCUGGCCCUUGUGGCCGGGGCUGGCCCUCUUGGUGUGGGCCCCAGCUUGGCCCUAUGGGAGGGCACCCCUAGGCGGCCCCCGCCCCUCCUUGCGGGAAAGGAGGGGGCUCGAGGGGGCCGGAGGGGGCUGCUUCCACCCGGUGCCUCUCCGCUGCCAAACUUCGCCCUCUCUAUGGAGUUGUGGCGAGGUCGGGCUGCUCCGGGGGCCGCCGCCUUUGCCCUCUCCUGCUUGGUGCUGGCCGUGCUGAAUGGGGGGCCCGCCGGAGCCCACCCCCAGCCCUGCCACAUCCUGGCCCGGGUGGGCCACGCCGUGCGACUGGGGGCGCUCCUGCCCCACGGAAAGAAGGGGCCCCCACCCGGCUCCGUGCGGAAUGCUUUGGCGCACGCCGCGCGCGCCUCCGCCUCGGCUCUGCCCUACAACCUGAGCCUGGAGGUGGUGCCUGGGGCUCCCCGGGAUCGGGACCCGGCCUCCCUGGCUCGCUGGCUGUGCCAGGCGCUGGUGGUCAGGGGGGUGGCCGCCGUGCUGGCCUUCCCUGCCUCCAGGAGGGAGAUGCUCCAGAUCGACGCCGCCGCUGCCUUCUUGGAGAUCCCUUUCCUCAGCUUGGCAGGGAAGCCCUUCCUCAAGGAAGAGGAAGAAGAAGAAGAGGAGGAAGAGGAGGAGGAGGAGGAGGAGGAGCCCCCCAUGCCCUUCAGCAGCUGGAACCCUUUCCACCUCCACAUGGACCGCCAUGUUGACUUCGAGACCCUCUUGGACCUCCUGGCCAACAUCUUCCGGGCCAACAACUGGCAUGAGGUGACCCUCAUCCUCUGCCACGCUUGGGACACCUCGGCUUUUGUGGACCUCUGGACCAGCCGUGCUGGCUUGGAGAGGACAGCAGUAGUGGACCUCAGCCUUUGGGAGGAGGAGGCCGAGACAGCCCGCUACCUCCGCCGACACUUGGAGGAGUACCGCGAGCUCCCGGGACCGGCCCUGCUUUUCGGCUGUGACACCCGGCUCUCUCGGAUGGUCUUCCGGACAGCCAAGGACCUGGGGGUCACUCAGGAGUUCCACUGGGUGCUGGGGCAGCCCCAGAAUGUGGCCGAGCUCCAGACGGAAGGGCUACCCCUUGGUUUGCUGGCCUUCGGGGAGGUGGACCGCCCACCGCUGGAGCAUCUGGUCCAGGACACCGUGGAGCUGGUGGCCCGAGCCAUCGCCAGUGCCGUCGCCCUGCGGCCCGACCUGGCCCUCAUCCAGAGCAUGAUGAACUGCAACGACAAACACCUCGAGGGCUCUGAGUCAUCGGGACGUUACCUCUCCCACUUCCUAGCCAACACCUCCUUCCAGGGCCGGACGGGCAAGGUUUGCGUCCACAACAGGUCCCACAUCCACACAGAGCGCCACUACAAGGUCUGGAGCCUGCUGCGGGACUCGGUGGGGCAGCCCACCUGGGUGACGGUGGGCAGCUGGAGGGGCGGCGAGAUGGAGGUGGAGGAGGGCACCUGGCCCCAGCACCUGCAGCGCAAGAGCCAGGCCGAGGCAGCCGGCCUCUCCCGCAUGAAGCUCCGGGUGGUCACCCUGGUGGAGCACCCCUUCGUCUUCACACGGGAGGUGGACGAAGAAGGCAACUGCCCGGCUGGACAGCUGUGCCUGGACCCUCACACCAAUGACUCGGCGGUGCUGGAUGCCCUCUUUGAGGAGCUGAACUCGGAGAAUGGCUCAGUGCCGGCCGAGUACCGCAAGUGCUGCUACGGCUACUGCAUCGACCUCCUGGAGAAGCUGGCCGAGGACCUGCCCUUCGACUUUGACCUCUACAUUGUCGGAGACGGGAAGUACGGGGCCUGGAAGAAUGGCCGCUGGACGGGGCUGGUGGGCGACCUGCUAAGUGGCACGGCUCACAUGGCGGUCACCUCCUUCAGCAUCAACUCAGCCCGCAGCCAAGUCAUCGACUUCACCAGCCCCUUCUUCUCCACCAGCCUGGGCAUCCUGGUGCGCAUCCGGGACACGGCCUCGCCCAUCGGGGCCUUCAUGUGGCCCCUGCACUGGACCAUGUGGGUGGGCAUCUUCGUGGCCCUCCACAUGACGGCCCUCUUCCUCACCCUGUACGAGUGGAAGAGCCCCUAUGGCAUGACCCCACACGGGCGCAACCGCAUGAAGAUCUUCUCCUACUCUUCCGCCCUCAACCUCUGCUACGCCAUCCUUUUCGGGCGCACUGUCUCCAGCAAGACCCCCAAGUGCUGGACCGGGCGCUUCCUCAUGAACCUCUGGGCCAUCUUCUGCCUCUUGGUCCUCUCCAGCUACACAGCCAACCUGGCUGCCGUCAUGGUGGGUGAAAAGACCUUUGAAGAGCUCUCCGGGAUCCACGACCCCAAGCUCCACCAUCCUUCACAGGGCUUCCGUUUUGGCACCGUCUGGGAGAGCAGUGCAGAGGAAUAUAUAAAGAAGAGUUUCCCUGAUUUGCACGAAUAUAUGAGGCGGCUCAGCGUCCCUACCACCCCUGCAGGGAUUACCAUGCUCAAGACCAACCCGCCCAAAUUGAACGCCUUCAUCAUGGACAAAUCCUUGCUGGAUUAUGAGGUCUCCAUUGAUUCGGACUGCAAGCUGAUCACGGUGGGGAAACCUUUCGCCAUUGAAGGAUACGGGAUUGGCCUGCCCCAGAACUCACCCCUCACCUCCAACAUCUCUGAAUUCAUCAGCCGAUAUAAGUCAGCUGGCUUCAUGGACCUCCUCCACGACAAAUGGUACAAGAUGGUGCCCUGCGGCAAGCGGGUUUUCGCUGUCACCGAGACCCUGCAGAUGGGAAUAUACCACUUCUCCGGCCUCUUUGUGCUGCUUUGCAUCGGCCUUUGCGGAUCUCUCCUCACCUCCCUCGGGGAGCACAUCUUCUACCGACUCAUCCUUCCGCGCAUCAAGCGCAAGAAGAAGUUCAACUACUGGCUCCAUACUAGCCAGAAAAUCCACCGGGCUCUGAACAUGGGUUUGGAGGAACAGAGGAACAAGAAGCUGAAUCUGGAAAAAAGGUGCAACAUUCAGAAGAGUCAAGAGGAGCCCGAACCGCCUCCACCGAACCAGCCGGGCUGGAACAACCUCCGCCGCGCAGCUGUGAAAAAGGAGGACAAGCGGGUGCAUUUCAACAUCGAGAACGCGCCGGACGGUCCCUCAGAGGAGGAAGAGGACGACGAGCGGGAGGCACCCGUCUGGCACUGCAUGAAUGGCCAGGACCCGCAGCAGGAGGACAAGGAGGCCAAAGAGAAGGAACUCAAGGAGCUGGAGGGGAAAAUCGAGGACAUGCGCGAGCAGCUGCGGGCGGCCCUGGUGCGCAAGAGUGAGCUGAUGGUGGCCCUGGGUCCGCCCCCCAAGGCUCCCCGGCUCCCCCCAGCCCUGAAAGCACUGAUCAAAGAGAGCAACGAGGACAGGUGAUGGAGCCGAGCGGCCCCACAAUGGCGGACCGGGGAGUUCCCCCGUUGAGUGGUUCAUUUGAUAAAAAGCUCCAUCCAAAACUAACAAGCGAAACAUCUCUUGAGCCUGGAGACUUGUGGGCUCCUUUGUUCUGGUGCAAUAGUGCCAUUGACGAUUAUGAAGAACUGCUACGUUCCUGCACAGUAACACAAUUGUGAUUUUGAAUAGGAGCUGUUGCAUUCUAGCGCAGUAACACUAUUGCGAUAACAAAGGAGAGUUGCUGCAUUCCAGCACAAUAACGCAAUAGUGAUUAUGAAUAGGAGCGGUUGCAUUCUAGGGGAGCUGCUGCAUUCCAGCGCAAUACUGCAAUUGUGAUUAUGAAACUGAGCUGUUGCGUUCUACCGUGGUAACACUAUUGCGAUUACAAAGGAGAGCUGCUGCGUUCCAGAGCAAUAACGCAAUUGGGAUUAUGAACUGGAGCUGGUGGGUUCUAGCGAGCUAACACUCUUGCAAUUUCAAAAGGGAGCUGCUGCGUUCCAGCACAAUAACGCUAUUGUGAUUAUGAAGUGGGAGACGCUGCGUUCCAGCACGGUAACGCUAUUGCGAUUAUGAAGUGGAGCUGCUAUUUUCCAGCACAACAGUGCUAAAACAUUCAGUCCAAAAUGAACAAAACAUCCCUCAAGCUGGGAACUUGGGCACUCCUGCGUUCCAGCGCUAGCGUGAUGACAUAGAGGAGCUGCUGCGUUCCUGUGUAACAGCACUGUUGUGAUUAUGACAGUGUUGCUGCAUUCCAGCACAACAGUACUAAUGUGAUUACAAAGGGGAGCUGCUGCAGUCAAGUGCAAUAGUGCAGUUGCGAUUAUGAAGAGUUGCUGCGUUCCAGUGCAAUAGUUCUGUUGUAAUUAUGAAAACUGGUUGCUGCGUUCCAGUGCAACGGUGCUGUGAUUAAGGCGAGCUGCUUUUUAGCACAACAGCGCCAUUGCGAUUAUGAUAGGGAGCUGUUGGUUUCCAGCGCAAAAACGCUAUUGAGACAGGGAAUCUGUUGCAGAAGCCCACAGGUUUGGUUUGCCUUCCUUACACUUGUCCUGAGAUUUGAGCUCUUUCUUUCCCCCGACGUUUGCCAGAGCUUAGUAGCUGAAUGCUUGCUUUGCAUGCAGAAGAUCCUGGGUGCGAGUCCCUGCAUCUCCAGCUACAAAGAGUCCUGGAUAUCCAGGGCUGGGCAACACAUACCAGAAGUGUCUAACUAGUGGCCUGAUUCACUAUAUAAGGCAGAUGCGUAUGCCACCUAUGGCAUACAAAAGUUCAAUGACGACGGAUUGUCUGGGGACGGAGGGGAGCUGCCUCCUGCAAACCAUCAAUACAGCCCGGGUUUUAAUGCGAGCUUUAAAUGAACUCUCCAAAGUUCUGAAUUUAGAUGCAUUCAGUCCUUUGGAGGGCUCCAUUAAGGCCUGCAUUAAGAUGCGGAUAGUUCAGUUCCUUAAAUACAUCAUCAGCACAACUGGUUUCCAAUCCUAUUCAUCAUUUCCCAUUCCCGCCAUCUUUCCAAUAGAUACAAGUCUAUUUUUUUAUACAGAUGAAUAUUAAGGCAAACAGGUUUGAUGCUACGGCAAAUCAUUCUGUGGAAUCCACAAUGGUUGUACACGUAUGAGAGUUUAAUGUGGUCUUGUUUCAAAAGACUUGUGUAUGUUUAUUUCAAAACAGAACUAAGCAGGGUAGAGCUUUACGAUUGUGAAGAGAGAGAGAGCAAUUCAGCAGUCUUUACUUUCUCUCCUUUGUCUCGUUCCAUUUGGAACGAUCACUUAUUAUUAUUAUUAUUAUUAUUUAUAUUAUUAUUUAUUACCUCCCCUCCUGAAAUGAGGAGACAUCUGAUCGUGGAUCAGGGGCUUUGGAGUAGAUGAAAUAUGGGGCAGAAGAUAGAAAAAGGAGCAAAGAAGGAAGGAUGGAUGGAUGGAAGAGAACAGAAGAAAGGGAAGUGAUGGAUGGAUGGAAGGAAGGAAAGAAAGAGAAUCAGUGGAAGGAAGGAAGGAGAGAGAGGAUAGAAGGAAAGGAGGUGAUGGAUGGAUGGAAGGAAGGAAGCAAGUGAGAGGGAGGGA
Messenger RNA from Anolis sagrei ordinatus, 5515 nucleotides. RefSeq names its product glutamate ionotropic receptor NMDA type subunit 3B (gene GRIN3B). The record is from RefSeq and is a predicted model, not a curated record. Gene Ontology annotation, cellular component: plasma membrane. Gene Ontology annotation, molecular function: NMDA glutamate receptor activity. NCBI's taxonomy places the organism in Eukaryota, Metazoa, Chordata, Lepidosauria, Squamata, Anolidae. Gene Ontology annotation, biological process: ionotropic glutamate receptor signaling pathway; monoatomic ion transport.